AUAUAGUGGGUACGCGCUCUCCGCGUGUGUCUUUCCAGAAAGGGGUGAAAAAAGUGUUCUGUUCGUGAAAAGAAGACAUAUUUUGGAAACCUUAUGAAGUAACACGAAAUAAACUUUGCAAGAGGUUUGGAUUUUGUAUACUCUAGUCCUCGACUGAUCGGGAGAUUAGGUAGCCUAAACAUUUGAUCGAAUUCUAAAAUUGCUGCUGUCAAAUUGGAUGAGGUGACGAUAACCGCAGAUUCUGGGAUGCGGAGGAACUGCAGUUUUUGGGGUUCACAAGUACAACCGAUGAAGUAAGCUACAAGACACUUUGGGGACUUUCUCACACAAGAUGGUGUCAGCUGGGAUCCACUUGAAUUGAACCGGGUAGCUGGAUGGCCAAGAGGAUCACUGCCUCUCGAAGACAACGUCAGAGACGGAUGACUGUUUGCCAGUCGGCCUGGGAUGGCUCUGAUCUGCUCUGCUGCAGUACUGCUGUGUCUCUGGGCCGCUGUUUUGGGCAGCUCCCUUUACCCCACCUUCACCCGUGAUGACACCCGCUUCCAGCACCUGGCCCUGCACCCGGACGCCGAAGCCGGCACGGUCUACAUCGGGGCCCAGGACCGCCUCUUCCAGCUGGGGCCCGACCUGCAGCUGCAGGAGGAGGAGGUGACGGGGCCCGUGACGGACAGUAAAGACUGCCUGCCCCCCAUCAACGAAGUCAACUGUCCCCAGGCCCGUCGGACCAGCAACCACAACAAGCUCCUCCUGGUGGACCCCUACUCCCAAGAGCUCAUCACCUGCGGCAGCAUCUACCAGGGCACCUGCCAGAAACGCAGCCUGGCGUCCAUCCGGGACGUGCGCUUCUCCACCGACAGGCCUGUGGACACCCAGUAUGUGGCCGCCAACGACCCCCUGGUGUCCACCGUGGGGCUGGUGGUGCGGGCGCGGGGCAAGCAGGCGGUGCUGUUCGUGGGCCGGGGCUACACCAGCAGCCACCCGCCCAUCUCCACCCGCAUCCUGGACUCGGAGCCCUUCUUCUCCUACGAGGAGACGGCCAAGCUGGCGGUGGCCGGCCGGCUCUCGGAGUACGACCACCAUUUCGUCACCGCCUUCUCCCGCCGCGCCCACAUCUACUUCCUCUUCUACCGCCGGGACCUGAAGUCGCAGUCGCGGGAGUACCGCACCUACGUGUCGCGCAUCUGCCUGGACGACCCCGCGUACUACUCCUACGUGGAGGUGCCGUUAGCCUGCCGCGCCCGUCACGGGAGGAACUACAGCCUCCUCCAGGCGGCCAGCGUGGGCCGGCCUGGGGCGGGGGCGGGGGCCGAGACGGAGGUGCUGCUGGGAGUCUUCUCCACCUGCCUGGCUUCCUCCAAUCGGCCGAGCGAGGACUCCGCCCUCUGCUCUUUCCCCCUGGGGGAGCUGGACCGCCGCCUCGACGCCACGCGUGACCUCUGCUACACGGACGGAGGGGGCGAGGACUCCUACAUCGAGUACGAGGUCAAGUCCGUCUGCGCCAGCCUGCCUCUGAACACGCUCGAGGCCUACCCCUGUGGGUCCGACCACACCCCCAGCCCAAUGGCCAGCCGGGUGCCCAUGGAAGCCGAAGCGCUAUUGGACAGCCCGUCCGCCCGUCUCACAGCUGUGGCGGUCAGCAUGAGGGCGGGGCACACCAUCGCUUUCCUGGGGGAUUCCAAGGGAAGCCUGCACAAGGUGUUCCUGGGGCCUGACGGGAAGGCCCAGCGGUACGCUUCCAUCCCCAUCCAGCCCGAUGUGCCCAUCAGCGCUGACCUUCUCCUGGACCACACUGAGGAGAACCUCUUCCUGAUGACCGGCACCAAGGUGGAGAAGAGGCCGGUGGCUGAGUGCUCCCAGCAUGGGGACUGUGGGUCCUGCCUGGCUGCACGGGACCCGUACUGUGGGUGGUGUGUCCUGGGGGGCAGGUGUGUUCAGAGCUCAGAGUGUUCAGGGCCAGCAGGCCACUGGCUGUGGAGUUUUGACACAGCACAGCACUGUCUCAGUGUGCAGUCACUGAACCCGUCCAACAUCAGCAGAGAGGAGAAGAGAGACAUUCUCCUGUCAGUGCCAGCACUGCCUCAGAUGUCAAGGGGGGCGUACACCUGCGUAUUUCAGAAACACGAGACCCCCGCCAACGUCACGGACACCGGAGUCACCUGCUCCUCCCCCGAUCCCCCGAACGUGCCCCCGUCGCACACUGGAGAGGACCACAUCAGAAUCACCCUGUUCCUCCGCUUUAAUGAGGUCACCGUGGCCGCCCAUGACUUCACCUUCUACGACUGCGUGGCCGUGCAGGAACUCUCCCAGAGUGCACCUUGCCGUGGUUGCGUGAGCAGCCGCUGGGGCUGUAAUUGGUGCGUUCACAAGCACGCAUGUUCUCACAAGACCACGUGUGAGCGGGGAGUAAUCAUUUACAACGAAAACUUCAGUCUACCAACAUCGGCCCCCCCCACCACAAAAGCCUUUGAUAAAUUAAGCCCAACAAUCCCCGCGACAACUCCGGCCCCGGUGAAACCUACGGCCACGGUGGCACCUAUGCCCACCCUCACGAAGGCUGCAGCAACCCCGCCUGCACCUACGCCCGCAAUAAUGCCCGGAAGCCCCACGCUGCCCCCAACCACGCCCUCCCCUCCCGAGGUCACGGCACAGCUCCCUGCGCCACCAUCUACAGCCACCCCGACUACUCCGUCCAUCACGACACCGAGCCUCGCCCUUGCACCGCCCGCAGACGAUACCAACGCCACCCUCCUGGAGCCAGAGCUCUUUGACCCCGAGUCCGACAGCCCCCCACUAACAGAGGGCGAAGCAGAGGGAGCAGAGGAGGUGGAGUCACGGUUUGGCCAAGGCGUGCCCCCCGGCACCACCCUGGGACCACCUCCCUUUGUUCCAUUUGUGGGUGUGGUGACUGACGCGCUCGCCAACAGCACAGAAGUGUUGGAGGAGGAGGCCCCACCCCUGACCGAACCGCCAACCGCAGCCCCGCCCCCUUUUGAAAUCCCCAUACCGACCCCCAACGAUGUCCCCGCCCCCCCUGAGGGGCCAACUGAGCUUGACACACCAACGGAGCCCCCCAUCUUCCCUUCCCCCACUGGUCCUAACGAGGUGACAGGCUCAUAUCAGGGGGGCACCGCACUCCCGCCCCUGGGGGAGGCGGAGACGAUCAACGCGGGUGGCGGGAACGGAAGCUCCAACUCCUCAGCCAAGCUCCCCGUCCUGCCCACCUCCCCCCACUCACGGAACCUCGACUCCAACCCAGGCCCCCAGCACGACCCCGCUGACCCGCCCCCGCCGGGGGACGAGGGCUCCCUCGCGAGGGUGGGGGCGUCUGCCUGCCCCUGCGUGGAGAAGGUGCGGAGUCCCACCCACCUGCCCGUGAACAUGGAGAGGAAGAUCACCUUAGUGGGACGCAACCUUCAACUCUACCAGGAGGAGGCGCUACAGUACGAGUGCGUGCUGAUGAUCGACGGACAUGCCGUGGUUGUGGGCUCGGACGUGGAAACAGAUUUGGAAGACCCCUCCCUCUUCUACAUCACCUGCCAAUCACACAAGUACUCGUACUCAGAGCUCCUGGGGGAGUAUCGCGCUCAGGUGUCUGUGAGGAGGACAGACAUCUUCCACGUGGACAGCCCCCAGGACCUGCAUGUGUCUCUGUACAACUGCUCGGUGGGGCACUCGGACUGCAGCCGCUGCCACACUGCGGAGCAGGAGUUGGGGUGCGUGUGGUGUGGGGGGGCCCACACCAGCUGCCUCUACCGGGAGUCCUGCACAGACCCCGUCAUCCAGACCUGUCCUGCGCCCGUCAUCCACUCCAUCGAGCCUCUGACCGGCCCCCUGGAGGGGGGCACUGCCGUCACCAUCUUGGGGUCCAACCUGGGGCAGAAGGCCCAGGACGUGCAGGACUUGGUCACUGUGGCCGGCCUCCCCUGUGCUCUGGACCACAGCCGAUACGAGGUGUCCUCCAGGAUCGUGUGCGUGGCGUCCCCCAGCGGGGUGGAGAGGAGCGGGCAGGUGGCGGUGGAGGUGAACGGCGGGGGGCACGGUCAGUCCGACCAGGACUUCAGCUACCAGGACCCCGUAGUGAAACAGGUGACCCCACAGAGGGGCCCCAAGUCGGGCGGCACGUCCGUAACCAUCACAGGACAGAAGCUACGCACGGGACAGCCGAGUGAGGUCAGCGUGCUGAUCGGUGACGCCCCCUGUCUUAUCUCGUCGGAGAUCCAGGGGGACCGGAUUGAGUGUCGGACCAGCGGUAGUAGCGAGACGGGGGAGCUCGGAGUGGUGGUGCGUUUUGGCAGCAGUGAGCGCCACCUGCUGGCCGGGGGGUUUCACUACACCUCCGACCCCAACGUGACCCAGGCCGUGCCCUCCAAGAGCUUCCUGUGUGGGGGCCGUGUGAUCAGGGUGUCGGGACACAAUCUGGACGUGGUUCAGGAGCCUCGAAUGCGGGUGACGGUGUUUCCGCUGAGAAGGAGGAGGCGUGUUGCGGGGGACACGGAGGCCCCCAGAGCGCACGGCUCGUUGCCUAGGCAGCGGCGGAUGGUUCCGGAACCCGACUGCCCUGAUGACACUUUCUGUAACGCAGUUAGACAGUUUGAGGAGCGCUGUGCCGUCAGCAGCACCUCCCUCAUCCUGUGCCGGACGCCCCAGGUGGAGGCGAAGGCGCGCCACGCCCGGGUGGAGGUGGAGUUCCUCCUGGACAACCUGCGCUUCGACUUCUCCUCCGUCAGCCAGGGCGGCUUCAGCUACGAGACCGACCCCUUGCUCGUCCCGCUCAACCACAACGACCCCAGCAAGCCCUAUCGACACAAGCCAGGGAGCAUCAUCUCCGUCAAGGGGGAGAAUUUGGACCUGGCCAUUUUUAAGGAGGAGGUGGUGGCUCUGAUUGGGGAGGGGGUUUGCGCGGUGAAGACUCUGACACAGAACCAUCUGUACUGCGAGCCCCCUACCCAGCAGCCCCCUGCGGCUCCAGGCAGCAAGCGUGAGGGCGUGGUGGCCCUCCCCGAAUUCACAGUGCAGAUGGGGAACCUGAACUUCUCCCUAGGCAAGGUGCAGUACGACACCCAGAUCCCACCCCCCUUCCCCCUGGAGGCCCAGAUAGGGGUGGGGGUGGGGGCGUCCAUCGUGGCUCUCAUUGUGCUCAUCAUCGUGCUCAUAUACAGGAGGAAGAGUAAGCAGGCUCUGAGGGAUUAUAAGAAGGUCCAGAUUCAGCUGGAGAACCUGGAGACCAGUGUCAGGGACCGCUGCAAGAAGGAGUUCACAGACCUGAUGACGGAGAUGAUGGACAUGUCCAGUGACGUGGUGGGCUCCAGCAUGCCCCUCCUGGAUUACCGCAUGUACGCUGAGCGCAUCUUUUUCCCCGGCCACCGGGAGUCGCCGCUGCGCCGGGACCUGGACGUGCAGGAGAGCCGGCGGCAGACGGUGGAGCAGGGCCUGGUGCAGCUGUCCAACCUGCUCAACAGCAAGCUCUUCCUCACCAAGUUCAUCCACACGCUGGAGGGCCAGCGCACCUUCUCCCCGAGGGACCGGGCGUACGUGGCCUCUCUCCUGACCGUGGCGCUGCACGGCAAGCUGGAGUACUUCACCGACAUCCUCAAGACCCUGCUCAACGACCUGGUGGAGCAGUACGUCGCCAAGAACCCCAAACUCAUGCUCAGGAGGACAGAGUCUGUUGUGGAGAAACUCCUGACCAACUGGAUGUCCAUCUGCUUAUAUGCCUUCUUAAGGGACUCAGUGGGCGAGCCGCUCUACAUGCUGUUCAGAGCCAUUAAGCACCAGGUGGACAAGGGCCCAGUGGACGCAGUGACGGGAAAGGCCAAGUACACCCUGAACGACAACCGUCUGCUACGGGAGGACCUGGAGUACCGCACCCUGACCCUGAACGUGCAGGUGCAGGGCGGUGGGGGUAACGAGGCCCAGGCCGUCCCCACCAAAGUGCUGGACUGCGACACCAUCACCCAGGUGAAGGAGAAGAUCCUGGACCAGGCCUACAAGACGGCCUCCUUCUCCCUGCGUCCUCACGCCGACUCCCUGGACCUGGAGUGGCGGUCGGGCGUGGCGGGUCACCUGAUCCUGUCGGACGAGGACCUCACGUCGGUGGUGCAGGGAAACUGGAAGCGCCUCAACACGCUGCAGCACUACAAGGUGCCAGACGGUGCGACGGUGGCCCUGGUCCAGAGACACACUAAGCACAUCCACCAUGAGAACCAGGACUACAUGGCAGGAGAGAAGACGCCCAUGCUGGAGGACGCAGACGAGGGGGGGGUGAGGCUGUGGCACUUGGUGAAGGCCAGCGAGGAGCCAGAGCUGCCAAAACACCGGCGGGGCAGCCUGAGGGAGCGGGAGAGGGCCAAGGCCAUCCCCGAAAUCUACCUAACACGCCUGCUGUCCAUGAAGGGUACGCUGCAGAAGUUUGUGGAUGACCUGUUCCAGGUGAUCCUCAGUACCAGUCGGCCGGUCCCUCUGGCCGUUAAAUACUUCUUUGACCUGCUGGACGAGCAGGCCACCAAUCACGGCAUCGCCGACUCUGAGACCAUUCACAUAUGGAAAACCAACAGUUUACCGCUGAGGUUCUGGAUCAACAUCCUGAAGAACCCGCAGUUCAUCUUCGACGUCCAAGCCUCAGACAACGUGGACGCCGUGCUGUCCGUCAUCGCCCAGACCUUCAUGGACUCCUGCACCAUCGCUGAGCACAAGCUAGGCAGGGACUCCCCAAUCAACAAGCUACUGUAUGCCAGAGACAUCCCCCGUUACAAACAGAUGGUAGAAAGGUACUACGCUGAUAUCCGACAGACCAUCUCUGCCAGUGACCAGGAAAUGAACUCUGCCCUGGCAGAGCUGUCUCGAAAUUACUCAGGAGAACUGAAUUACCUGGUGGCUCUGCACGAGUUGUACAAGUACAUUAACAAAUACUAUGACCAGAUCAUCACAGCAUUGGAGGAGGACUCUACGGCACAGAAGAUGCAGCUGGGCUACAGGCUACAGCAGAUCGCUGCUUCUGUGGAGAACAAGGUCACCGACUUGUGACAGUGCGACCAAACGAGGAGAGAGAGAGAACGCGAGAGAGUGAGUGAGAGUGUGGGAGAGAGAGAUUGAGUGAGUGAGAGAGUGAGGGAGAGAGAGUGAGAGAGUGAGAGAGUGAGAGAGUGAGAGAGUGAGUGAGUGAGAGAGUGAGAGUGAGUGAGAGAGAGAGAGUGUGGGAGUGAGAGAGAUUGAGAGAGAGAGUGAUAGAGUGAGGGAGUGAGAGAGAGUGAGAGAGAAAGAGCAAGAGAGUGAGAGAGAGAGAGAGAGAGACAGAGAGAGAGACAGAGAGUGAGUGAGUGAGUGAGUGAGUGAGACAGAGAGAGAGAGAGAGAGAGAGAGACAGAGAGUGAGUGAGUGAGUGAGUGAGUGAGUGAGGUAGGCCUAGCUUCCUGAUAGGGGCUGAGAAUGCAGGAUUUCAGCACUCACUCUGUUGCUGGGAUGACCAGCGCGGUCAGGACUUUUAGCAGCCUCGCUGGAUCCCUCAAGUUUCCUCUGCAACCGUUAACAGAGGUUACCCCGGGUGACAGAGCACGGACUCAUCAGCCAAUCCUAGCACACCACAGAGGGAAGUGGACGGGAAGAUUUGACCUCGAUGGGGGAAAAUGUUAUGACUGAUCCGGCAGCAUUCGUGGAUUCCCACAAACUGGCCCUCGGCAGCUUGGAUUACAACAGCUUGGCUACGGAGUCGGAACGCCGUGCUUUGGGGAAUUUGGUUGCGCUAUUUUCUAAAGCAGAUUUUUUCCCCCUGUCUUAGUUUUAUUGAUUGUUUUUUAUUGCUGUUGUCGUAUCACCACAUUCUUCAGGUACAGUUUGUCGUUUCUCCUUAAAGACUCGCGGAGCUGACUCUCACGUUCUGCACACUUUCCGGAUGCUAUCUCUGGAGAAUGUGCGAUGGGCAUUACUUUGAAAAUCCUCCCCCUCCACAGACGUGUGGUACGGUACUAAAAUAACUCGGUCUGAAAUUCGAAGGCAGUACGUUUGACGGAACCUGUUUUUUCCCCUCAAGCUACUUAAACUGAAUUAAUGUUAAGCUGCAUAAAUAGAUAAUAUGUAAGAUUCAUCAAAGUGAAAAUAAUUCAAUAAUAUCAACAACCCAACACCAACAGUACUUCUUAACAAAGGUGGUAAUGUUACCAGUUAAAACAAACAAUGUACCGUGCGUCUCAAAAUCCGGAGAGACCGUAAAUCUGACUAGUGUCUUGGAUCACCCUAGUUUCCUGUCUAAAGUUACAUAGGCUUUUUUUUGUUUGAUAUCAAUAUCAAGAAGUUCUAAGUUUAGCCCCUCUUCUUCAUUAAUGUGGCAAAUUAACCAAAGUGUGCAGUUUCUUUGAGGAUUCCUUUGUUACGACUUUGAACUGCUUACCUUAAGUGAAAAAUAAUGGCUAAUUUAAGUGUUUUUGUGACUGCUGUCUGUAUUUAAUUAGCAUAAAAGCCUUUGGACGCGAGUAUGAUUCGACAUGAGUAUGUUUUUUUGGGGGGUUUUUUUCAGUGCCAUUUUUUAUAAUUAUUUGAAUUGUGCUUCAGCCAAAUUUUAUUCUUGUCACUCCCCCUGUUAACCCUUUCAGUCCCAAGCCCAGUAUGAAUGGGCUGCACCCAAUUCCGUUUUGGUUGAGAAAAUCAAGAAAGCUGAGAGAAUUUAGGCUCAAAACAAUAGUACAGCAGUCAUUUGGUCAAGAGUACCAUAUGGCACUCUUGGGACUGAAAGAGUUAACACUCCAGACAAGCUGCUCUGUGCAGAAAUCAUAGUGGACUCAGUCGUCACUUCUCUUCCUGUUAGGGCGGCCUGUAGCGUAGUGGUUAAGGUAAAAGACUGGGACACCCAAGGUUGGUGGUUCUAAUCCCGGUGUAGCCACAAUAAGAUCCGCAAGGUAGCAAGAUAAGCAAGGCCCUUAACCCUGCAAUGCUCCAGGGGAGGAUUGUCUCCUGCUUAGUCUAAUCAACUGUACGUCUGCCAAAUGCCAAUAAUGUAAUGUCUGGGGCAUGCGGCAGACACCUGCAAGAGUGCCAGCUGAUGACAUCACAAAAGCAGAUGACAUCACGCUAAAACUGACAUUUUCUCCGGUCCUGAAGGAAAUGGGCUCGAUUCAUCUUAUGUGUUGCAUCACUGAAGUUUGCAACUUUUGGAGAGUCAACACCCAGAAUCUAUGCAAUUGGGUUACCGGAAGCUAACUUGGAUGGUGCAAGCUGAGCAGGCAUCAUCCAAGAUCUCAUCUUUUUGUGGGCAAGCGGUCUUCAAACCCAAGCUCCUCUGUGGAUUGUGUUUUGGGUCGCUUUCUCACUGGGUUUCAUGUUCACCAGGCACGUGCACAGAUAGACACCAACCUCUGCUGAAGCAUAUGAAGUCAGCCCUGAGACAACAAAUUAUUUAUUUUAUUUUGAUUUAAACACAGUCUUAAAAAUAAGAAAUAACGAAAUUGCAGUCUCUUCAAAACACCCUUCCCCCCUGCAGUGAUCACAGUCCAUUUGUUUUAUUACCAGUUCAUAUUUUUCUUCCUGUGCAGAAUGGCUCCUUUCAUGAGCUACAGAGCAUUUCUUAUGAUACAUAUUGUUUCUUGGUCAUUUAUUUCCCACUUGUGACCAGAAGGGGGCAGCAGAUCACACCGGAAGAAGGCAUAUCGCUGAUUAUAACGGGCUUCUUUGUUAAAACAGUUCCUUCAUUCCUUUUAUUUAUUAAAUUAUGGUUUUAAUGAUGAUAUAAAUACUAAUGGUAAAAUAAAGGACACUGUGGUCUGGACAGUAACUUACAUAAAGGAGGUCCUCAACAAGCAUGCAGACACACACACACACACACACACACACACACAAACGAAAGCUCACCACGCUGAAAAUGUUUUUAUUUAUUAUAUUUCUGACUGGAGGCUGCUGAGGCUUUUAUAUUUAAAGAGAUCUGGAAAAAAGAGAAAACAAACCCUUUACACCAUUGUCUAUAACCUCCUUGAUUAUAUGAAUCUACCCCAAGAAUGAAAAAGUCUUACAUUUUACUUUGGAAGGAAAAGAGUGUAUAAGGUGUUGCAUUUAAAGGUAUUUAUUCUUAUUUGUGCUGGGUUACAUGUCGGAUUAAAGACUUUAAAAUUUGAGAAAAAAUAUUGAUACACUUCACUGCUGCUUGUGUAAUUUCUAAACAAUCAGUGUUGUACAGUGGUGAAUAUCUACGGUACAGAAUUGUUGGAAGUGUAGAAUUUAUGUGUGAAGGAAGGGCAGCUUUUACGGGCCACUAUGAGGAAAGCUCAGCAGGGAGGACUGGGUCACAAACCGUCUGAAGGGCUGUGUUCUUUUUUGUUAAUAGCACUGAAUAGCACUACAUUCUGAGUAACUGGGGCGAACCUAUAGCUUCUUAACCUCUUUGAUAAGAGCAAGUGGAACUUCUUACAGAUGGUAAUAAAAUGCUCUUGAAAUGAAA
Molecule: messenger RNA, 10420 nt
Organism: Conger conger (European conger)
Lineage: Eukaryota; Metazoa; Chordata; Actinopteri; Anguilliformes; Congridae
Product: plexin-B1-like
Exons: 38
Coding region: 445-7023 (2192 amino acids)
Biological process (GO): regulation of cell migration; semaphorin-plexin signaling pathway involved in axon guidance; axon extension
Cellular component (GO): semaphorin receptor complex
Molecular function (GO): semaphorin receptor activity; protein binding
Source: RefSeq, a predicted model, not a curated record